Coturnix japonica (Japanese quail) is the source of this 2189-nucleotide messenger RNA. The record is from RefSeq and is a predicted model, not a curated record. Lineage: Eukaryota; Metazoa; Chordata; Aves; Galliformes; Phasianidae.
AUGGUUCUGCCCGGUUGGAGGAUUGGCAACAACAGCAAGAAAAAGAAGAAAACCAACCCGGUGUGCCAGGGGGGCUGGGGCUGGCCAAGAGGAGGCUGUGCUUUGCCGCAUCCCCUCCCUGAUGACUCCGAGCACGAGGCCCCAGCCCCUCAGAGCCAUGUGCUGUAACUUGGUUUGAACGAGGAAACCGCAGAAAAGCAGAUGGAACCAGCUCAGCAUCCUCUCACACUCCCUGUGCAGCACACAACGCACACUGUGCUCCUGGCUGAUGCCCAGGAGAGCAGGAGGAUGCGGGUACGGCCAGGCUGGGGUUGGCUCCUUCUCCCAGUUUGCCAGGCUCUGGUUGUGCCCAGGGAGGUGAGCGGCCAAGAGGGGGAGACGCUUUCCGUGCGCUGUUGGUACUCGAGGGGCUACGAGGGCUACAACAAGUAUUGGUGCCGCGGGGCUGCACGGGGCUCCUGCCACAAAGUGGUGGAGACUGCAGGACGAGACGUGCCACGCCAGCACGGCCGCGUCUCCAUCACAGACAACCACAUCUUCUGCGUGGUGCUGCUCACGGUGCAGGAGCUCUCCAUGGAGGACGCUGGGAGCUACUGGUGUGGGGUGGAGCGGGCAGGCUGGGACAUCAUGGAGCCGGUCACUGUGAGGGUGACACCGGCUCCCAGCCCUGAGCCCUGGAUCUCCAACACCACAAUGGAGUUCCCCCAUGACACGAAUAUCACUGCCACAGGUGCAGGGCUGCAGAAGGAAAACACCCACCUUCAGAAGGGUCGGCAACAGCCCCCCUCCUCUCCUCCCAGCCUCUCUGGGCCAUCCCUGCAGGUCCUGCUGCCCCCCGUGGUGCUGCUGAUCCUCCUGGCUAUGGCUGGCUCUGCUGGGCUCAUCCAUGUCCUGCAGAAAAGGAGGAGGAGGAAGGAAGCUCUGCAGAAACCCCAGGGAGCAGCAGGAAUCACCCAGCUGUGCUCAACGUCACAGCAGCACCUUCAGGAUACCAGGGACACACCACCACCUCGCUCCAAAGGCCCCGCAGCCCCCAAACAGCCGUACCCUACUGCAGAGCUGGACAACACCUAUGACAAUGAGCUGUACCUGAGGAAGGGCACCCACAUUGACAGCAGUGACACAGAGGAGCAGCACAGUGAGCCCGGGGAUGAUAGAGUUUACAUCAACAGCUGAUGCUCAGAGAGAAGAGGAUUCCCUGCAGUCCUGAUGGGGAGUCACUUGUGGGCAUCGCUUCGGGCUUUGCUCUGUGCCGGGAGCAGCGGUCCCUUCCCCUGUCCUUACUGCAGUCUUAGCAGCCACUGGGCUCUGACCCUGCUGCACCCCAGCUUCCCUCCUCUGCUUUGCUGCCGUGGAUUGAGUGGUGCACCCAGGAUGGGAGGAGACCAGAUCCCCGUUCCUUUGGAUGCUGAUGCACGGGGUGUUCUCCUGGCUCAUCAGCAUGCAGGUUCCUUCAGGUGUAUGUAAACAGCAAUAAAGAAAUACCCUACAGAGCUCAGUGCAGAGGACAUGGGGCAAUCCGGUGCCUCUGCCUGCAGGAUCCUGCAGGUGAAACAAGGACCACAGGACACACUGAUGGAGCUGGGGCCGUGUCAGUGAGUGGUUGGGAUGAGCAGGGAAAGGGGAAUGGAAACUGCAGAGGGAGAAAGGGAAGCCAGAGUGAACGGGGAUGGGGCGGCAGAUGAGGUUUCACUGCUUCCCCAUGAGGUUUAUCAGCAAAAGCAUGCUGGCAGUUUCCAGCCACAUCUUGUACUUAGAACAUUCUGCUACAUACAGUGACCUGAGGCCACAAGGGUGGGAGCAGUUCACAGCCACUACCCCAGGUUCCUGGGAACAGGGGCAGGAGCAAAAUGCAGAACUUCCUCCUUCUGUGCUGGUGAGUGGCGUGGGAGGGCAUGGGGAAGAUGGGCAGGAUGGGAAGGAGCUGCCCCGAGGUCUUCUCAGGGGCACUGAGGAGGAAAGCCAAGGGGAAGGUCACAGCCACAGCCGUGCUGUGUGCAGACUGUUCGGGUUCUGAAAUUUUGCUGGAAACAUGUAGAGAGAAAAACAAUGUCACCCAGAAACCUCAUUUGUGCCAAAAGAAGAACCUUCCUGGGGCAGCAGGCACUUCUGCUUGAUGAACCAAACAAAGGCAGCGCGCUCACUGUGCCAGCAGUGAAGGACCUGUGUGGGGGUUUGGGCCGAGUCGG